AUGGCAUCCGCUUUAGCACCAGCACCGCCCUCAACAUCGAAACCGCUUCCCAUCAUCCACCUGAACGGCUUCCCAGGGACUGGCAAGCUUACCAUCGCGCGCGCCUUCCAGCAGCAACUCGGGGCAUGUUGCCAGCUGGUGCACAACCAUCUGCUCAUCAACCCCGCUGACGCGGUGCUGCACCGCUCCGAGGCCGGCUACCAAGACCUCCGGCGCGCGGGGCUCCCGGCGAGCCACCGCUUUGCCUACGUCUUCACCGAUUUCCAGUCCACCGACGCCGUCGGGAGCGCCGUGUGCGCCGAGUACCUGGCGGCGGCGCGUGCCCGCGGCGCGGCACUGGUGUCCGUCGUUAUGCGCUGCGACGAGGCGACUAACCUGAUGAGGCUACAGGUCGCGCAUCGCGAGACUCAUCACAAAAUCGUCGACCCGGAGCUGUUGCUCAUUUUUCGUAGGGGCACUGAAAUUCACCGCUUCGACGAGCCGGGUGUGACGAGCUUGGACAUGGACGUGACCGGUUUGAGUGCGGCCGAGGCGUCGCAGCGUAUUCUGGAGCAUGUGUUGAGAGUCUGCCCUGAGUUGGAGGAUGAAGUUACAGCGGCCAAAGACUGUUGA
Messenger RNA from Colletotrichum spaethianum, 612 nucleotides. RefSeq lists its product as uncharacterized. Lineage: Eukaryota; Fungi; Ascomycota; Sordariomycetes; Glomerellales; Glomerellaceae. The record is from RefSeq and is a predicted model, not a curated record. Bases 1 to 612 code for a protein of 203 amino acids. The transcript is spliced from 2 exons.